AUGGCGUUUCUCCAGGUGAUAGCCGACCUUCAAAAUCCCGACAAUCGUGUUCGUGGAGAGGCCGAAUCCAAAUAUGAGCAGUUGCUUCAGCAGAAUCCCGAACAAACGGCCACUGGUUUGAUGGAAAUCGUCACGCUGCCGGAGGCCAAUGUUGGCAUCAAGCAGUUGUGUCUCAUCAAUAUGAAACAACUAGUGCCAAAGUACUGGUCAAUGGGGUUUCCUAACUUCAUCGGACCUCCAUUGAGUCAGCCCUUAAAGCAGCUGAUUCGGUCUCAGCUUCUUCAAAUCAUAUCCCUGCCGGAUACGCGGAUCCGGGGCGCUGCUGCCUAUUGUAUCGUGCAAAUUGCGGCGGCAGACUACCCCGAUGAGUGGCCCACUCUUCUCGAUGACUUGUAUACUAUGCUGGUCGACUUCAACAACUCUUAUGCCGUGAUUGGGGCACUUACCGUAUUUGGGGAAUUGUUCGAUGAUUUGAUCACUGAAGACCAAUUUUGGGAGGGUGACGUGUGUAACCAAGUGACAAAGAACUUGGCAACGUUGUUCCAGUCUCCGCAAGCGAAAGCUGACGUCAAGAUGGCUGGGGUCAAGUUUUACGAACACGCCAUCUUGGCAUCUCUCCGCUCACCGGAAGCGUUUGCCAGUGAUCAACGCAAACAGAUGGUGGCUCUGCAAGUCACAGUAAUGCUCCCGUUGAUUUUACAGCUUAUCGCUGAAGUUCAACAGGCAAAUGCUAACGAUGUUGACCAAUGGUUGCUCCGGCUGUAUUUGUACAAAGUUGUGUCGGCAUUUAUCGGCAGUUUCAAUAAGCGGAUAGACUUGGUGGUGAAGCAAAAGGCUAUGGAAUUGGCAGUGACCGAUCUCCAAAGCAAUAUUGGCAUUUACCGCUCAGUCGUAGUGAACGGUGAAUCGAUCAAUGGCACCAACGCCGGCACCGACCCUACAACAGCUUUGAUAAAUAUGAUGUCGGAUAUUGUUGACACCGUUGGUCUUGCAUCACACUCUGUGGUUAUCCCCGAAGGUGCUUUAGAAGGUUUAUUUGAAGUGUUACGUCUAGGGUGUGUGUUGCCCCAGGAGCGGGUGGAAUCUUACGAAGCCGACUUUAAUGACUAUGUUACCGAUAUGACUGGUCUCUCUACCAGUGCCAGUUUAAGGGAAUCGAUCACGGAGUUCAUCACCGACGCCCCCGGCGCUCUUGCCAGUGGUUUCUGGCAACCUGCCUUAGGGAGAGUGUUUCUGACCGAAGGCUUGGACCUUGAAGCAUCGUUAUUCAUGAUGGAACAGUUAUUGGUAAAUGAUGAUGGUGAGUAUGAUCUGACUCACGCUGCGGAAAUUCUUCAGCGGCUUUCGGGGAUUUUUGGCACUAAUGAACUUGUCAAUAGUCGGCUUUUCCUCGUAUUCCCCCGGUUUUUUGAAAAGUUUGAAGAAGUUUUGGGGGUACAACUGGCGGCUAAGCCCAUUGUGGAGAUGGUGAGCGUGGCUAAGCAACUGUCGUCAUUGCUCGUGAAGAUUAGUGCCCUCGUAUCCUUCACCUACUACGUGAACUUCUUGGAUGUGAGCAAGUUAUUCUCUGCCACUGAGGGCCGUGAGGUGCAACAGGCAAUUUUUGAGGUGGCGGAUCUGCUAGUUGAAGAUUCUGAAGAGGAUGGUUUACCCCCGCUCCUCGAAGCGAUCACUGCUGCUACCAAAAUUAACCCAUCUCUGGCUACUAACGUCACUGAACUCAUCUUCAAGAUCACGCUUAAGGAUGCAGCUAACGUGCAGUUAUCUUUGGAUGCCAAGGACGCCCUCAUAGAGUUGUUGCAACUGACACCGCAAUCAGCAUACUUGCAAGUGGCGUCAACGGCUCUUCCCAUUAUCAUUGGUACCAUUGCUAAUACCACUCAAGAGUACACUCCAGAAUUGUACAUACUGUUGGAGCUUUUAGGGGUGUUGUUUGGUGACUACCCGGCGACGCAAAACUUCCCUAAACAAGUGUUUGAAGAGACUUUCCCGAUAAUAAGCAAAGUGAUCAUGGCUCUGGAUGACAACCAAAUCCUUCAGAGCGGGGCUGAAGUGUUGAACAAAUUGAUCGAACGAGCCAGUGAUUAUGUUGUCGGUUACCAAGACAGCAAUGGUAAGCUGGGCUUGGAGAUCAUUCUUGAGCUUCUGGCUCGGUUGUUGAGUCCCCAAUUGGAUGACCUGGCAGCCAUGUACACCGGGUUGGUGAUUUUGUCGCUCGUGGAGAAGUUCCAGUCGUAUCUCAACACUGACUACCUUGUCAAGAUCCUUGAUGCUACUGUACAACGGUUGGUUAUUGCCAAGCACCCAGUAACGAUAGAGAAUUUGAUUUUGGUGUUUUGCCACUUAAUCCUUUCGGCUCCUAACGACAUGGUAACCUUCCUCAAAACGACUAAAGUGCAAGUUGACGGCUCCGAACGGCCAUCGCUUGCGGCAGUGCUUCCGGUGUGGUUUGAAAGUUAUGAAGUUACUCGAGGCUACGAUAAGAUCACCAAAAACCUGAUGGCUCUCGGCAAGUUGUUCUCGUUGAAUGAUGCCGACGUGACUGCUCUCCUUGUGAAUGGGGACAUCAUCCCCUAUGAUGGCGAUAAGAUCAUCACUCGCAGCAUGAAGAAGCUGAUGCCUGAUCGGUACACACAAAUCCUGGCGAUGUUGAAGAUACUCAAGUUGUUGGUGGGCGAACUCCAGUUCCAAAUGCAACAGCCGGAUGAGAAGGACUACAAUCUCGAGCAAGACGACAAUGGCAACGAUGGAUGGGAAGACUUGGAGGAUGUCGGGGUGCCCAACUACGAAAAGCUUAAGAGCUACGUGGGAGAGGGUGACGAUGGCGACGACGACAACCAUGGCAACGAUACCUCCGACGGGUCGUUGCUUCAGUUUUUGAAGCAGUUCUUCCGUGAGUGCACCCAGAAGAACUUGGGUAACUUUGAACACUGGUUCCCGCAAUUGUCUGAUGACGAAAAGACCACGAUUAUGGAGGCCGUAGCAUUUUGA
Diutina rugosa is the source of this 2991-nucleotide messenger RNA. RefSeq lists its product as uncharacterized. Gene Ontology annotation, cellular component: nuclear envelope; cytosol. The record is from RefSeq and is a predicted model, not a curated record. Lineage: Eukaryota; Fungi; Ascomycota; Pichiomycetes; Serinales; Debaryomycetaceae. Gene Ontology annotation, molecular function: small GTPase binding. Gene Ontology annotation, biological process: protein import into nucleus. Bases 1 to 2991 code for a protein of 996 amino acids. The transcript has a single exon.